Molecule: messenger RNA, 1990 nt
Organism: Syngnathus typhle (broad-nosed pipefish)
Lineage: Eukaryota; Metazoa; Chordata; Actinopteri; Syngnathiformes; Syngnathidae
Product: cyclin-Y-like
Exons: 10
Coding region: 532-1551 (339 amino acids)
Biological process (GO): regulation of cyclin-dependent protein serine/threonine kinase activity; regulation of canonical Wnt signaling pathway
Cellular component (GO): plasma membrane; cytoplasmic cyclin-dependent protein kinase holoenzyme complex
Molecular function (GO): cyclin-dependent protein serine/threonine kinase activator activity; protein kinase binding
Source: RefSeq, a predicted model, not a curated record
ACGCAAUGGAGAAAUACUUCUGUUCUGAUGAGUUUGUUGUAAAAAAAAAAACACACACUGUCAGUAAAAACCAAACUUUAACACAACUCAAACUACACGGAAGAGAAACCUUUUGCAUGCUUGAUUUGCGGUAAAACCUGCUCUUGCCAUUUUAAACAAAACACACAAGAACCACACAGUGUGUGCAUAAAGAAGCUCUAUUAAAAGAAGUGUUCAGAGACAAGUGUGCUGGUGAAAAUAGCGAAACUUUUUGAAGUUGCUGGGCAGAAAGCAGACAGGAAAGAACAAUUAAAACGGCUUGUAUUGUCAUCAAGUCACCAAUAGGCGUCGCCAUUUGUUCUGCAAAUUGAUGAUCAAUGGUGCAUUUUAUUUCAAAUCUAUGAUUUGCCCACACUAUCAAGCGUCACUUUAUUCUCUGUAAACAUAUUUUGCUUCGAUUCAUAAUGACGUCCGUUCCUCCUGCUACUGCUGCUUGACCGGCGGACGUGCAGGGACUCUGUGAGGCUGCGGUGCGCCACCGCAGGACUCCAGAUGGGUAGCAGAACGUCCUGCUGCGUCCCCGCCACCCCGAAAGCCCACUCCAGACUGGAAGAGGACCACACAGAACCGAACCUAUGCCAGGAGGAGACACUAACAAAGAACAAUCUGCAACACAUCAGUGACAUCGAGAACAUGGACGAAUUGGAGAUGAUGUUGAGUCCAGCAGAUCAUCCUCAAAGCUGCACCAUGUUCCUCAGCAAAUCCAUGAAUGACGUACGAGAAAGACAGAAGAUUCAUUUCAUCCGCUACCGCGGUCCGACCAGCAGAUGGAAGUAUAGCUCCUGCUCCACCAUCUUUCUUGAUGAGAACACGGUCAGCAGGCCUCACCUGAAAUACACUAUCAAAUGUGUAGCGUUGGCGAUUUACUACCACAUAAAGAACAGGGAUGACAACGAAACGCCGCUUCUGGACAUUUUUGACGAGAGGCUUCACCCUCUCUCGAGAUCGCAGCAGGUGCCUGCCGACCACGAUCGCCGGGACCCAGAUCAGAGGCAGGUUUAUCGCUUUGUCCGCACGCUCUUCUGCGCCGCGCAGCUCAGGUCUGAGUGCGCCAUUGUCAUGCUGGUGUACCUGGAGAGGCUUCUGACCUACGCGGAGGUCUCCAUGAGUCCCGCUACGUGGAGACGAAUGGUGCUGGGUGCUGUCCUGCUGGCGUCCAAAGUGUGGGACGACCAGGCAGUGUGGAACGUGGACUACUGUCACAUCCUCAAAGACAUGACCGUGGCCGACAUGAACGAUCUGGAGCGUCACUUCCUGGAGCUUGUGCAGUUCAACAUCAACGUGCCUUCGAGUGUUUAUGUCAAGUAUUACUUUGACCUGCGCUCGCUCUCAGAGGCCAAUGACCUCAGCAUCCCGCUGGAGGCCCUCAGCCACCAGAAGGCCCAAAAGCUGGAGGCUAUUUCCAGACUAAGUGAAUCCGCAUUCAAAGAAGCACGGCGAGCCUCCAGGAAGCGUUCGGCUAGUGUGGAUCACCUGGACGGUGACACGUGGCUUCCUGCCAUCCUCUCUUAAAACCACCAUAUUGGUGGACAUGUUGGCGAGCAGCCUCUGAGAUGCAACUCUUUGAAUUGUUUAAAAAUGUAUUUCUUUUUAGAUUUAAGUAUUUCCAGAGACUGUUGAAUUCAUGAAAGCUUGACUUUCUAUCUGCUUCUCUCCCACUAUCAGUUAAAGAAAACCACAAAAGAGUCAUCUGUUCUAGUUUUUCUUUUCUAUUACCUCCACAGCAUUGGUGGAAUGACGUGAGGCGUUUCGAUCGCAUUUUAUGGAGCUUCAUAUUUCAAGCGGGAUUAAACCAAUGUGGUUUCUGUUUAAUGUUCAAUCUUAUUGUUUAACUGUUUGUUCCGUAUUUCGUCACUUUUAUCUGCGAUCAGAUAGAAAGACAAUCACGCUAUUGUACCGUUACAAUAGGGUUUUUCUGACAUCUGGUGUUUCACUUCCUAUUCAUUAUAAA